AUGGCGCUCCGCACCGGGGCCCCCGCCGCCGCCGGGCCCGCGCCGCCGGCCGCCCAGCCCAGCGUCCCCCGGCAGCCAGCUCCUCCUCGCCCGGACCGCGAGCCCGAGACGGCCGCCGACUUCCUCCGCGAGCUCCGCCCCGCCGGAGGAAUGCGCUGUCGGAGGGGGCGCGGCCACUUCUACCGAGCCACGCCCCACCUGCGCUUCCUUUCGGGCCGAGGUGGCAAGGGGAAAGUUUCCCAGAGUUCCUCCGAGCUGCCUGGGUGCCCGCGGGGCCGCGGCGGCUGCGGGGCGGGGUCGGGGAGGUUGCGGGCUGGCCCCAACCGCGCCGGUGCCGGGGCAGCUGGGGAAGCGGGCGCGCCCCUCCCGGAGCCGUGGGCUCGGCGUAGACGCCCGGGCGCCCCUGGGAAGGCGCCCCUGCACCGCGCUCGCCACCGACCGCCCAGUCCCCUGAGGAGUCGCCUCCCCACGCUGGAGCCCCGGGCGCCCGGGGCAGGGUCACGUGCGGGAAGCGGAAGCCGGGCUCGCUCUGGGCUGCUUCCAGCCGGACCGCCGGGGUCCCUCCCACCCGCUGCCAGCCUGGCCUCGGUGCCGGCCCCGCCCGGCGACCCGCGGCGCCUCUGCAGGCUGGUGCAGGAGGGCCGGCUGCGCGCCCUGCAGGAGGAGCUGCGGGCGGCCGGUGGCUGCCCGGAGAUGGCCGGGGACACCCUGCUGCACUGCGCCGCCCGCCACGGGCGCCGGGACAUCUUGGCCUACCUGGUUGAGGCCUGGGGCGUGGACGUGGAGGCAGCCAACCGAGACUACAAGCGGCCUCUGCACGAGGCCGCCUCCAUGGGCCACCGGGACUGCGUGCGCUACCUGCUGGGCCGAGGGGCGGUUGUCGACUGCCUGAAGAAGGCCGACUGGACUCCUCUGAUGAUGGCCUGCACGAGGAAGAACCUCGAGGUGAUCCAGGACCUCGUGGAACAUGGCGCCAGUCCUCUCUUGAAGAACAAAGAUGGCUGGAACAGUUUCCACAUUGCCAGUCGAGAAGGCGACCCUCUGAUCCUCCAGUAUUUGCUCACUGUUUGCCCAGAUGUCUGGAAGACAGAGAGCAAGAUUAGAAGAACUCCUCUGCACACUGCAGCAAUGCAUGGGCACUUAGAGGCAGUAAAGGUGCUCCUUAAGAGGUGCCAAUAUGAUCCGGACUGCAAAGACAACUGUGGCGUUACCCCCUUUAUGGACGCGAUUCAGUGUGGUCACAUAGACGUAGCCAGGCUGCUCCUUGAAAAACACGAGGUUUGCCUUUCAGCCGAGGACAGGCUAGGCGCCCAGGCCCUGCACAGGGCAGCAGUCACAGGGCAGGAUGAAGCCAUCCGAUUCUUGGUCUCUGAACUUGGUGUUGAUGUAGAUGUGAGAGCAACCUCAACCCACCUCACAGCGCUUCAUUAUGCAGCGAAGAGACACCUAUCAUCGAUGCCCUUGGGUCUGAAGAUGAUCCUGUUGUGUGGAUAUUUCACACGAGCCAGCGGGGCCCUCUCCCUCCUCGGCACACACACAUGGCGGCUUCUUGUUUGCUGCCGGACCUAGAACAAUCCCUGGCACAUGUACGUUUUGAAAGGAUUAUCUGGUGAAUGAAUGGAUGUCAGUAACAAUUUAUGACCCUUGAACAUUCACUAUAUGCUGGACACUGUGGUAAGCACCUUACCUACAUUGUCUCAUUUUUGUCCUCUGACCCUUGCACUCUGCAGCUCUUCUAGUUAUUACUCCAUUUCUCUUAUACACUUCUUCCAAGAAUAAUCUGCUUGAUACUCUCAGCUCAUAGGGUACCACUCCCCGCCUGCAGCCUGGCUUCUCACUGCCACUCUGCAGAGAAUUCAGUCAGGUUGCCAGUGACUUCCUAAUUGCCAGAUCAGGCAGUGUGUUUUUAGCCAUUAUGUUACUGACCUUUCAGUUCACUUACUGAUCAUUCCCACCUUCUUCUGGACUCUUGCCACCUGUGCUGACAUGCUUGUAGGUUUUUCUUUUAUGACUUUUCCUUCUGUCUAUCCUUCAUUUGCUCCUCUGCUAGAGCCUGCCCAAGCUUCUGUCUCCAGCUCACUCUUCCUUAGUCUGUGCUUGCUCCUGAAGCAUUCUCAUCUGUCCUCUGGUUUCACCUUCACCCUAACAUCGGCACUGCUCAGAUCUCUCUCUACACCUGUUUUCCGCUGUCUGCUGUCCAUUUUUGCAUGGGUGUCCUCCAGCUGUCUCACACUGGGUUUAUGCAGAGCCCAGCCUUCCCCGUAGCCCACUUAAACACAGGCUUGUGUUCUUGCCUUAGUUGUGAUACCACAGUUCACCUGCCAUCAAGCUGGAAACUCGGAGGUCACUGGUGACAGCUCCCUCCAUGGGAAGCCCUGUGGAGGCAGUUCUAUAAUCUGUCUGUUCCAGUCUGCCCCUUCUGUGACUCCCUGUUCAGGUUCUCACAUUCUCACCCCAGACCACAAAAGCAGGAGCCUCCUGAUUAUUCGUGUUCCUCAAAUCUAGUCCCCUCGAAUCACAGCUUCCAGAGAGCUCUCGCCAAUUUGACCAAGGGUGUUUACUGCCCACAGAGGCUCAACCUGCCUCCCUUCCAGGGCACGUGCUACAGUUUCAGCAGGGUUUCCGAUGCCUCGACCAAGACCCACUUUCACAAGAGCUGUCAGCUGAUUCCAGAAGUGCACCUGCUCCAGGGCCAGUGUGUGUUAUUAGCUCAAUCAGGGCAAGAAGUCACUGGAAAGAGAUG
Molecule: messenger RNA, 2743 nt
Organism: Microcebus murinus (gray mouse lemur)
Lineage: Eukaryota; Metazoa; Chordata; Mammalia; Primates; Cheirogaleidae
Source: RefSeq, a predicted model, not a curated record